GCGGGCUGCAGCUGCGCACUGCUGUAUUUUACAAGACCGGAUAAGUUUUCACCUGGAAGGAGACUUCGGAUUAUUAUCAUGUUCCAUUCCGUUUUUCUGCAGAGGCAACAAAGACGAUAGUUGUGAAACUUUCUAAAGAAAAAGCAAACAUGUUCCUGUAAGCUGUUUUCAUAAGGAAUAAACCGACCGGACAGGAGACGUCAAGUGGAUUUUACGCACCGGGCUCCGUACGCAGACUUUUUUUUUUUUUUUUAAUACAUUUUGUUCACUUUGUAAGCUUAAAUCCUGUUUUUUUUUUUUUUGCGUGUGCGAUUUUUGUUGGCUCACAUUUUCCUGAAACAGGUUUUACUCUUUUACCGCGAGUCUCACGAUGCGACUUUUUCUGGCGUUUGCGUCCUGUCGGGAACAAACCGUGCUGGUAAAAAUGUUACGGGGCCGUUAAAUUUAUUGGAACGUGACCACCGGAGAUGAACUUUCUCCAUAAUGAGAGGGAGCUCUUGUGAAUGAUUGACAGCAGAGGCUCGCCCGGUGCUCUGUGGACCUUUAUGGACAAACUGGAUUUACCGCGAGCUUUGUUUUGUUUGAACCAUUAAGAGGCUUAAAGGUGAAUUGAUUUUUCUCUCUCCUGGAGCAGAAUGAAACCCUGGUGCUGAUUUAUCUAGCAGAGGAAGAAACUUUUCAUGCAGGUUUUCGAGAUGAAAUUUAAAUAAGCUGAUUGACCCCCUUCCUUUAGUAUUCCUCUUAUUUUUCGUGUCUUAAUGACUUUAAAUUAAUUAUUCUAAAACUAUUUUAAUAUUUAUUAUUUUAUACAUGGAAUCAACGGUGAGGCACGCGCGGCACAGCCCGGUGUUUCCGCGGUCCCUCGUGCUGCUUUUACUGUUGUUCCGGUGUGCUGGUCUCACGUUAGGAGCCUCCAAAGAUCUGGUGUGUGAGCCCAUAACGGUGCCCAUGUGCAGGGGCAUCGGCUACAACUUGACCUACAUGCCCAAUCAGUUCAACCAUGACACCCAGGAGGAAGUGGGGCUGGAGGUGCACCAGUUCUGGCCCCUGGUGCGGAUCCGCUGCUCCCCGGACCUGCUCUUCUUCCUGUGCAGCAUGUACACCCCGAUCUGCCUGCCAGACUACCGCAAGCCACUGCCGCCCUGCCGCUCCGUGUGUGAACGGGCCAAACGUGGCUGCUCCCCUCUGAUGAGCCAGUAUGGCUUCGAGUGGCCCGAGAGGAUGAGCUGUGAGCAGCUGCCCCAGCUGGGUGACGAGACCCUGUGCAUGGACCAGAACAGCAGCGAGACCACCACCCUGGCCCCCCCGUUUCCUAAGCCCACUCCUAAAGGCCGGACCAGACCCCCGAGCCCCCCGCAGUGUGACAGAGAGUGUCGGUGUCGAGACCCACUGGUGCCCAUCAAGAGGGAGUCCCAUGCUCUGUACGGCCGGGUCCAGACUGGCCCCCUGCCCAACUGCGCCCAGCCCUGCCACCAGCCCUACUUCUCAGCCGAUGAACGUGCCUUCACCAGCUUCUGGGUAGGACUCUGGUCGGUGCUGUGCUUCAUCUCGACCCUGACCACUGUUGCUACGUUCCUCAUUGACAUGGAACGCUUCAAGUACCCAGAGAGGCCCAUCAUCUUCCUGGCUGCCUGCUACCUCUUCGUCUCUUUGGGUUAUAUCAUCCGCUUGGUGGCAGGUCAUGAGCGAGUGGCAUGCGGUGCCAGCAGCAGUGUUGGUGGUGACCAGAUGCACAUCCUCUACGACACCACUGGCCCGGCUCUCUGCACUCUCGUCUUCUUGUUGGUGUAUUUCUUCGGCAUGGCCAGCUCCAUCUGGUGGGUGGUGCUGUCCUUCACCUGGUUUCUGGCUGCGGGGAUGAAGUGGGGCAGUGAGGCCAUCGCAGGAUACUCUCAGUAUUUCCACCUUGCUGCUUGGCUUAUCCCCAGCAUCAAGUCCAUCGUGGUCCUGGCUCUCAGCUCUGUAGAUGGAGAUCCUGUGGCUGGAAUCUGCUACGUCGGGAACCAGAGUCUGGAGAAUCUGAGGGGAUUCGUACUUGCACCUCUCGUGGUUUACCUCUUCACUGGUUCACUUUUCUUACUCGCCGGCUUUGUUUCUCUCUUCCGCAUCAGGAGCAUCAUCAAGCAAGGUGGCACUAAGACAGACAAACUGGAGCGGCUCAUGAUCCGCAUCGGGCUCUUCACGGUGCUCUACACCGUCCCCGCCACCAUCGUAGUGGCCUGUCUGGUCUACGAGCAGCACUACCGGCCUGGCUGGGAGCGAGCCUUGGCCUGCUCCUGCCUGUCCGAGCGUCAGCGCUUGGGCCUGGGUCCGGACUACGCCGUCUUCAUGCUCAAGUACUUCAUGUGUUUAGUGGUGGGCAUCACCUCAGGGGUCUGGAUUUGGUCAGGGAAAACCCUGGAGUCCUGGAGGAGGUUUGUGGCUCGGUGCUGCCCCUGCUGGCCGCAGAAAGCCACUGCUCCACCCUCCAUGUACAGUGAGGCCAGUACUGCUUUAACUGGACAUACAGGAACUGGGCUGACAUCAGGGAUCUAUCAUAAAGCUGCUCCAUCUCAUAUAUGAACUGACUGGCACAAUGAAAAGUUUUAAAAGGACUGAUGUUCAUACACACACUCUGUACAGUCACCUCUCUGGACACUGGGCACAAUAACACACCAGGAUGUGAGUGUGGACAAACAUCUGCAUCUUCAUUGUGCUCUGAAUAUCAGCUCUAGUAAAAAGGGAAAAUAACUUGGAUAAUACAAAUUUAAACUAGAGAAAAUCCAAUGCUGAACACUUAAGAGUCUUUUUGAAAACUGAUUCAAACACUUUAAACUGCUUUUCUAAGCGAUAGAGCCGAAACAGUUGACCAAACGUGACAUUUCAUUCACACGUGCUUCUUCCUAUCUGCUUUUCCUGAGCACUGAGAGUAAAAAACAUAUUUAUUUAUGUAUAUAUUGUAAAAAUUUGCUGUAAAAAAAUAAUAAAUUAGAUGUAUAGUGCGAUAUGUUUAGUUUGUUCCCAACCAAUGCCACUGCCACAAGCAAAGUGCAAGACACCAGAGAAACAAAUCUUUGAUUUGAAUUGUUUAAAGUUGUACAUAUCAGUGUUUGAGUGUGACUUUGAGAGUCUUUUUUUUUUGGUAUGAUUACAAACUGAAACUGUGCUUAGAAAUUGUCUUUCUUUUGGUGGUUCUCACACUUGGAAAUCAACUGGGACUGAAACAAAAACUAAUCCAGUCAUUGUAACGGAUGCCUCUAAGCUCUGAUGUUAGGUCACAUCACAUGGUCCGUUUCUGAAAAGUGAACUGGUUUUGUCCAUGUGAACCAACAGACAGUGAUCAGGUUAAAGCUGCAGGAUGAAACUGACCUUGGACUUUACCCCCAUCUGCUGGUUUACAGUGGAAGUGCUCACACCAGGGACUCUCACAGUCCCCCUAACAGAUCGUGAGACCACAGACCCUCAGUUAAGUAAGAUUGUGUGCCAAAACUGUUUAUUAAGGCGUGAACCACAAAAAAUAGCACUCACCGUGAAAUCUACAAUUGGGAAAGUAACUCUUAUACAUUAUCAGUUUUUUUAAAAUUAUUUCUGUUUUGACAGUUCUGCUGUGGACUCACUGAUACCAUCUCACUGACCCCUAGAGGUCCCUGGACCUUACUUUGACAACCAUUGCAUUACUUUUCUUCAUGUUUUCUUCUUGUCCAUGAUUUCAUGUCACAGACUCUGAACAGAAAGAUGUUAGGGUCACAGACAGACAGAUUUUUGAAACAAUUAGUCAACUAACUGAUAAAUUAUCCAACACUGGAAACUGAAUACCUCUUUAGUUUUGGACUGUUGGUUGGGAUGAAACAAGCAAAUUGUAGACAUCACUUUGGGAUUUGGAAAAAUGUGACAAGCAUUAACUGAUAAUGAAAAUGCUCAGAUUAUACUCUGUAAUAGUGGUGAGAGGCAAAGAAUUCAAAAUUGGUACCACCUUCUAAAAUAUGAGGCUCUGCUGUUUUUCUCUCUCUUUUUUUUUUUUUUUUAAUUCAAUAUUGUGCCAGUUUUGGGCAAAAUAAGCUGUGAGCGUCAUUAAUUUUGACAAUUUAUAGGAUAAACAAACACUUUUACCAACAAAUAAUCAUUCAUUAUCAGAGGAACUUUUGGAAGAUGCAUUUUUUCAUCACAACCAACUGUUUUCACUCUUUAAAAUCUGUGGUCUGAUGUGCACUGAUCUGUUUUUAGGGGCCUUGACAACAUAAUAUACAGGACAUAAUAUGUCCUGUCUUCUUCCCAAGGUCACAUUUCAUUCAGUGUUUCUCUUGAAAAAUAUACAAAACUGAAGCCUAUUUAAGCUUUUUGUUUUCUGCUUUCUCCCCCACCCCUGCUGUGAUGUUUUGUGAUAUUUUCAUUCAGUGUUGUUGGCCAGUUGUGUUCUUUUUAAACUACUGUGUGUCCACAUGCUAGAUAUUGUGUCUAAUUUAUUAGUCUGAUUCGUGAGUGAAUGUGAUUGUGUGAGUGAUGAUGAAUGCCAGUAAGUGUUGGUAAAAAUUGACAUUUAGGUUUGUUUAAGUGUAAAUCCUACUUUCAAAUCCCCUUAAAAGACAUAAACAUAUUGUAGAUUUUGAUUCAUAUUGUGGAAUUAAAACUGAGUUGAUCUCGAGUUGUGUGUCUGUGUAAAUCUGGCAUAAUAUACUGUAUGUGUAUUGGUUUUUAAUGAAGAGCACUACAGUUUUUUUUGUUCUAGUUUCAAUGGCUCAA
Molecule: messenger RNA, 4719 nt
Organism: Toxotes jaculatrix (banded archerfish)
Lineage: Eukaryota; Metazoa; Chordata; Actinopteri; Toxotidae
Gene: fzd5
Product: frizzled class receptor 5
Exons: 1
Coding region: 811-2562 (583 amino acids)
Biological process (GO): non-canonical Wnt signaling pathway; canonical Wnt signaling pathway
Cellular component (GO): plasma membrane
Molecular function (GO): Wnt receptor activity; Wnt-protein binding
Source: RefSeq, a predicted model, not a curated record